Molecule: messenger RNA, 1894 nt
Organism: Poecilia reticulata (guppy)
Lineage: Eukaryota; Metazoa; Chordata; Actinopteri; Cyprinodontiformes; Poeciliidae
Product: hairy/enhancer-of-split related with YRPW motif protein 1-like
Biological process (GO): regulation of DNA-templated transcription
Molecular function (GO): DNA binding; protein dimerization activity
Source: RefSeq, a predicted model, not a curated record
UCAAACCUUUCCAGUCAUACACAGCGUUUAUUUCUUAAAUGAACACGUCAUUUAGGUGUCAGCUUUAGUUCGAGCUCGCUAACGAGUUUAGUUGGGACCACGCCCACCUCAAUCGUUAGGCCCCGCCCCCCUGUGAAAGUAAUCCCAGCAGAAGCAGAUCUGAUGUUCAAACUGUUGCUCGGACCCUGUGCAGCUGCAGCUCUCGGUGAAACUAAAACCACCUUCAUCCGUGUGAGCCUGGACGUCAGAAUGAAGCGAAGCCUCAACUACAGCUCAUCAGACAGCGAGCUGGAUGACAAUGUGGAGGUGGAGAAGGACAGUGGCGACGAAAAUGGUCAAGCUGACUCUCCAGGAUCCAUGUCACCCUCCACCACCACGACACAAGUUCAAGCAAGAAAAAGGCGCAGAGGGAUAAUAGAGAAAAGGAGACGUGACCGGAUCAAUAAUAGCCUGUCAGAGCUGAGAAGACUGGUACCAAGUGCCUUUGAGAAGCAGGGAUCAGCUAAAUUGGAAAAAGCAGAAAUUCUGCAGAUGACAGUGGACCACCUGAAGAUGCUUCAUGCAUCUGGAGGAAAAGGUUACUUUGAGGCUCAUGCUCUUGCUAAGGAUUACCGCAGUCUGGGCUUCAGGGAGUGUCUGGCAGAGACAGCCCGUUACCUGAGCAUCAUCGAGGGCCGGGACAGCACAGACUCCCUGCGGAUCCGCUUGGUGUCCCACCUCAGCAACUACGCCUCCCAGAGGGAGGUUCACACUGGACUGGAGCAUUUUGCUUGGGGCUCGGCGUAUGGGACAGCCCCGUCCCCUCUCCCCCACCAUCUUCUUCUACAGCACCCUCAGGGCAGGACACCUGCGCCCAGAACAAACAGCAGCCCACCCUCUUCCUGCUCCUCUUCUUCUUCUUCAUCCUCCUCAUCCGGUGAGGCUUCUGGAACGUCCAGACUCAGCAUGCUGUCCCCCACAGAGUCUCUCAGGGUGCCUCCUAACGGCUCCUUACCCCUCAGUCUACCUGUGCCGACAUCUAAGUUGUCCCCACCUCUCGUCUCGUCUCUCUCCUCGCUUUCGGCCUUCCCCCUCUCCUUUGGGGCCUUUCCUCUCAUCUCCCCGACGGCCAUCGGUACAGUGAGUCCCACCUCCACCAUGUCGAAGCCUUACAGGCCGUGGGGCAUGGAGAUUGGGGCGUUCUGACGCUGAGCACUGGACUCCAGGCAACAGCUGAGCUGUGCCCACCAUCACCGACAAAUCCUGCUUCAACUGUUCAUAUGGCAAUAAACUAAAGGAAAAUAAAUCAAAAUAAUUUUAUUUUGCUUAGAAAUAAGUUUGAGAAGUUGCAGGUGGACGUAAUGCCCUUUUAGAAUUGUAUUUACUUAAAAGGUGAUGUGUUAUUAAAAAGCUUAAUUUAGGUCAUCUUUUCGCCUCCAGGUUGAGGACUGAUGUAAAAAUAUGAAUGAGCCAUGAUAGACUGAUUGUACAGAUACAAUUAAAAAACUGUGCAAACUGGCGACCACCAGGGCUGGACACAGGAGGAUAUGGGCCCCUGGGCUAGAGUUUUGGUGACCACUCAAUUUUCUUUUACCUAUGCAAGUUGUAAGUAAAUAUCACAAAAACAUUUUGUCCAAACCACUAAAUAAAAAGAAGCGAAAGUUUCUUUUAAACAAAUAAUAACUUUGUCAUCUAUUGGUAACAAUGAGACAAAAACAUUAUAUGCCAGUCCUCUUUGUGGCUUUUUAACCAAGUCUCUGAAAUACACCAAAAACAAAGGAGGUCCUGGAAGAUGUGCUUAAGGUUUGCUGUUGUUGCACCUAAAGUGUUUGGGCUUAGCUAGACUAAAAAUGGGCCUUUGACAUCAUCAUUUACAAAUAGUUGAAUAGUGGUGUUUAACAUGAAAAUCUUGGCU